Maniola jurtina (meadow brown) is the source of this 1300-nucleotide messenger RNA. Its product is annotated as glutamine synthetase 1, mitochondrial-like. The transcript has a single exon. Gene Ontology annotation, molecular function: glutamine synthetase activity. The record is from RefSeq and is a predicted model, not a curated record. Gene Ontology annotation, cellular component: cytoplasm. Bases 107 to 1300 code for a protein of 397 amino acids. NCBI's taxonomy places the organism in Eukaryota, Metazoa, Arthropoda, Insecta, Lepidoptera, Nymphalidae.
UCCUGAUAUUUCCAAAUCGAUUUAUUUGAUUUUCGUCAUAUUUGUUACAGACAUUUUUAAUAAAUUAAUUAUUUAACUAGGUACUUUGAUAACUUUUGUUAAAGUUAUGACUAUUAUGAAAUUAAUUUUAUAUAAAAGAAAUAAUAUCCUCAAAAUUUUCUCUAAUAUUCGAAUUCAUGCGCGUACUGUGGCUCAAGAACAUUUUUCCUCUGGAACAACGAAAAUGAAUACGCCAAUAAACGCUUAUUAUAACCACUAUAUCAAUUUAGCGUUGCCAAAAGACAAAAUAUUAGCAACGUAUGUUUGGAUUGACGGAAGUGGAAUCAAUUUGCGUUCUAAGGAUCGUAUUUUAGAGAGGGUACCAUGUGAUCUCACAAUGGUACCUAAAUGGUCAUUUGAUGGAAGUUCAACAGGCCAAGCUAAAACGCAUGACUCGGACACUAUGUUAAUUCCUUGUGCAAUUUAUAGAGAUCCAUUUCGUAAAAGUCCACACAUCAUUAUACUUUGUGAAACAUUUCAUGGUGAUGGGAAACCCACAGCAACUAAUCACAGAGCACAUUGCGCAAAUGUACUUAGUAGAAUAUCAGACCAAGAACCAUGGUUUGGAAUUGAACAAGAAUAUACUAUGUUCGAUACGGAUAUGUGGCCACUAGGAUGGCCAAAAUGUCGUGGCUUUCCAGUAACUAAAUCAAAAUUUUCAUAUUGUGGCAACGGCGAAAACAUCGCUGGAAGAGAGAUUGUAGAAUGCCAUGCGAGAGCUUGUAUUUACUCCGGUAUGGACUACGGAGGAUGUAACGCUGAGGUUAUGAAAGGAUCUUGGGAAUAUCAAGUUGGAACCACUUUAGGGAUAAAAGCUGCAGAUGACUUAUGGGUCGGGCGGUAUAUUUUAAACAGGAUAGCUGAACAUUUUAGUACUAUUAUCAGUUACCAUCCAAAACCAAUGGGAAAACAUCAACCAGGAAUAGGCUGUCAUCAUAAUUUUAGUGUUAAAAAAAUGAGAGAUGAUGGAGGACUAGCUGAAAUAGAAAGAGUGAGUAAAAUCCUUUGUGAUAAACACAUGGAGUACAUGAACAGCUAUGGACUUGGAGAUGGAACAGAAAACAAGAAAAGGCUUACAGGAAAGUUUGAGACUGCCUCUUUCGACACAUGCAAGUGGGCAGUGGCAGAUAGAGGAGCAUCGGUGAGAAUUCAGAGAGGAGUUAUGUUAAAAGGAAAAGGUUUUCUUGAAGAUAGAAGACCAGCUGGAGAUUGCGAUCCGUAUCGAGUUUGCGCUCUCUUAGCAGAUACUUGCUUGAAUUGA